AUGAAGAAUCAUCUAUUCGUUCCACAAUUUAUGACGUAUUUGAUAGAUGAAUUACUGCCAUAUUACCCUCUGUGGUCCGCGAUUCUGAUCAAAGAGUUUGAUAUUCGGAGACAUUUGAACGCUGCUGUCGAGAAUUGGCAUAAGAUCAUAAAACAUUAUCUCUUUGACGGUAAAAUGCGCCAAUUAAUACCCAGAGCUAUAAAUACAUUAGCAAAAAAUGUACAUAAUCGGUUACUACAGAGAAAAUAUGGCACCCGAACAACGAGGCAAAUGAAAAAUAGUGAGUUCAACAUUAAAGCGCAGUCUAAAGAAACAGAUAUUCGAGGGGAAAAAAUAGUUGUGAAAGAGACUUCGGAUAAUGAACUAGAUUUAGACCUCCAAACAGAAAACUGGUGUCGAAACAUAAAAUCGAUGAUGCCAUACAGUGCCUGCUUCGCUAAUUUUCAGAAAUCUCUAAUACCAACCAAGAAAAAAAGUUCCAUUGAAAAAUAUGUAGUAAAAUGUGACGAUAAGAUCGGUAAAAAACAUAUCUCGCCGAAUACCUGUGGAAUCUCAAAUCCGUGGCUUGAAACUAACAUAGAUAUUUAUCCCGAAAACUGGAGAUUACUGUCAUUUUAUGUAUCAAACAUAUUAAUAAAUGAGCAAAGUUUGAUGUCAUUGUUGCCAAAUACUAAAAUUGACGAUAAUAUUAUUAAUAGUUUUUUAAACAUUAGUAAUUCGACCAGUAUUGAAAAAGAACCACUUAUUUUUGAUCCACAGUUUUUUGUGCCGUUAUUAGACGAAUCAAAAAGAUUUGGCUUCUUUAGAUGGGCCCAAAAAAUUAAAGCAUGGACAUAUAAAAUUUGGUUAUUGCCUAAAUGUGAAAACGAUCAUUGGACACUUUUGUUAAUAGUGUUUCCAAGAAGUUUAAUAGUCUACUUUGACUCAUUACACGGAACACCUUCCAAGAAACUCAUGCGCAGACUUUGUGGAUUUAUAGAUAAACUAUUCGGCAACAAAGGUUUGCCCUCCUUUGACUGGAAGAAUUGGACAUUGUAUUGCCCUACCGAUAUCCCCAGUCAAAUUACAUCAACUGGUGCCGGAGUUAAUUGUGGUGCCCAUGUUUGCGUUUGGGGAUAUAUCAUAUGUACAAGUAGAAUAUUAGUUUUUACUGAAGAAGAUAUGCUGAACAUCCGAAAAUGGAUUUUUGAUGAAAUUGUUGGAGCAUGCGGAAAAAACAUAUCCACUACAGUAACUGUUUUCGAGGGAAACAAAGUCGAUCCAGUCAAACAUGAAUCCAAAGACAGCGAUUUAAUUAAAUUAUCACGACAAGCACCAGCAUCAUCAACAAGUACCGUUGAAUACUGUGCGUGUUUGAAACACAUGGUAUAA
Messenger RNA from Solenopsis invicta (red fire ant), 1371 nucleotides. Its product is annotated as sentrin-specific protease 3-like. Gene Ontology annotation, molecular function: deSUMOylase activity. Gene Ontology annotation, biological process: protein desumoylation. The record is from RefSeq and is a predicted model, not a curated record. Gene Ontology annotation, cellular component: nucleus. Bases 1 to 1371 code for a protein of 456 amino acids. The transcript has a single exon. Lineage: Eukaryota; Metazoa; Arthropoda; Insecta; Hymenoptera; Formicidae.